Messenger RNA from Plectropomus leopardus (leopard coralgrouper), 509 nucleotides. NCBI's taxonomy places the organism in Eukaryota, Metazoa, Chordata, Actinopteri, Perciformes, Serranidae. The record is from RefSeq and is a predicted model, not a curated record.
GCCAUAGAGAGGGGCGUGGUGUUUGAGGUGUCCUACUCCGCUGCCAUCAGAGACUCCACCUGUAGGCGUUACACCAUCGCCAACGCCAUCUGUCUUAUGGAGACAUGUAAAGGGAAGAACGUGAUCCUGUCCAGUGCAGCCGAGAAGCCUCUGGAGCUGCGAGGGCCCUCUGACAUCACCAACCUAGGUUUGUUGUUCGGUUUGUCGGACGGAGACGCAAAGGAAGCUGUUUCGUCCACCUGUCGAUCAGCUGUACUGCAUGCAGAAACGAGGCGGACGGCGAGCGGGAUCAUCUCCACCAUGAAGAGCGGCAGUGAGUCGAGCGUCCAGCAGGAGGCGCCACCUGCAGACGGUGAAGCUCCUGCAGCCAAAAGAGCGCGGCCUCACCUGACCCCGAGGCAUACCUGAGGAGGGCGGGACUUCUGACAGACACAUUCUGAUUGGUUCUUAUUUUUGUUGAUUGACAGAAAAUUGAUUGAUCAGUAACAAGCUCUUUUUUUGACUUCAUG